CUCUUCCAUUCCAUUCCAUCUGAGUUGUCAAAGUGCUACCCGUGGAAGACUCCAUCAAAAUUCCUUCGAUAGAAUCGCUGAUUCUCUGAAACAGAUCCAUCCUUUUCUCCGAUCUUGUUUUCACUAAUCAAAUCAAUGGGUAAUCCCAAUGAACAGCCAGUGACCGCGCCUGUCCCUGCCGCCGAAGCCCCGGCCGGCGACGUCGAGGAUCAGACGCCUCAGACGGCCCAGACCCAUGGUCCAGCAUUCGGAGUAUCGGCGAUCGUUCGCCGCUGGAGAAGAGAAGAUUUUUUGAAAAGAGGUUCAUUAGCCACCAGAGUAUCCGGACUUAUCUUCUCAAUUCUUUCCUUCCUCAUAAUGGUAUGUAACAAUCAUGGAGACUGGAGAACAUUCCAUCAUUUCAAUGAAUACAGGUAUUUUGUGGCGAUAUCGAUUAUGUCUAUGAUUUACACUGGGGCACAGACGUUUCGGCAGAUUAAUGAAUUGUCGACCGGGAAACAGGUGAUUGAUCCGAAGACGUUUGCGAUUGUUGAUUUCUACGGCGAUCAGAUAUUGGCUUAUUUUUUGAUGUCUUCAUUUUCGGCGGCGGUGCCAUUGACGAAUAACUUGAGAGAGCUUGGGGAUAACUUGUUUACGGAUUCGUCGGUGGCGGCGAUCACUAUGCAGUUCUUUGCGUUUGCGGCGGUCGCGAUAUCGGCGGGAAUAUCUGGGUGCAAAUUCUUUAAUCAGCAAUACAUAUGACAACGAUUUAAGGUUGCGUUUUCAUUUUUCAUAGAUUGGAUUUUAAUGGUUUGAUGAAGGAGAAGAAGAA
Impatiens glandulifera is the source of this 811-nucleotide messenger RNA. Its product is annotated as CASP-like protein 4B4. The coding region runs from base 136 to 741 and encodes 201 amino acids. The transcript is spliced from 3 exons. NCBI's taxonomy places the organism in Eukaryota, Viridiplantae, Streptophyta, Magnoliopsida, Ericales, Balsaminaceae. The record is from RefSeq and is a predicted model, not a curated record.